Molecule: messenger RNA, 1736 nt
Organism: Chenopodium quinoa (quinoa)
Lineage: Eukaryota; Viridiplantae; Streptophyta; Magnoliopsida; Caryophyllales; Amaranthaceae
Product: ABC transporter I family member 6, chloroplastic-like
Exons: 7
Coding region: 46-1074 (342 amino acids)
Molecular function (GO): ATP hydrolysis activity; ATP binding
Source: RefSeq, a predicted model, not a curated record
GGAGUGAGUAUUUCUCCUCUGACAUUUCCUUUCUCUCCUUAACAGAUGUGGACCGGAGCAGCAGCAGCAGCAGCAACAACAACAUCAAUGAUGGCGCACUGCUCUACCUCCUCCUCCCUAAACCCAUCAAAUCUCUUCUCUCACCCUACUUUCCGCACAAAAACUUUGUCAAUCCCUAGAUUAUGUUCACUUUCUUCCAUUCGUAUACCCCAAUCCCACUGCGCCACCAACCGGAGUUCCCUCCGUCGUCUUCCGGUGGUCGCCGGAGCAGUUGCCGUUGACUCUCAGGCCUCGUACACCGACGAGAAAGAAGGGAAGAAACUUCUUCUCGAAGUUAAGGAUCUUACCGCUGUUAUUACUGAAUCUCAGCAAAAGAUUCUCAAUGGAGUUAAUCUUACUGUUUAUGAAGGAGAGGUCCAUGCAAUCAUGGGGAAGAAUGGUUCUGGGAAGAGUACAUUCUCAAAGGUUCUUGUAGGUCACCCAGAUUAUGAAGUUACUGGAGGGACUGCGAUUUUCAAAGGUCAAGACCUACUUGAGAUGGACCCAGAGGAAAGGUCCCUUUCAGGUAUAUUUAUGAGCUUCCAGUCACCAGUUGCGAUUCCUGGAGUGAGUAAUGCAGAUUUUUUGAAUAUGGCAUAUAAUGCUCGACAAAGAAAACUUGGUCUUCCAGAAUUGGGUCCUAUAGAGUUCUUUAGCCACGUAUAUAGCAAGCUUGAUCAGGUGAACAUGAAGAUGGAUUUUUUGAAUAGAAAUGUUAAUGAAGGAUUUAGUGGUGGAGAAAGGAAACGUAAUGAGAUUUUACAGCUUGCGGUUUUGGGGGCUGACUUGGCUAUACUAGACGAAAUUGACUCUGGGCUAGACGUUGAUGCACUUCAAGAUGUAGCAAGAGCAGUGAAUGGUCUGUUGACACCAAAUAAUUCUGUGUUGAUGAUCACUCACUAUCAGCGUCUUCUGGAUUUUAUAAAGCCUGCUUAUAUUCAUAUUAUGGAAAAUGGAAGAAUUGUGAAGACAGGAGACAUUUCUCUCGCAUCAUUCCUGGAAAAGGAGGGGUACAAGGGAAUAACAGCUGCAUAAACAAUCUUCAUAUGGAUGAAUUAACAUCUCAAGGUAUCGAGAUUCAAAUUCCAAAAAGGCCGGACAAUUUUUUUCUCGCCUCUCUCUCGUUCUGUCCACCUUUCAGCCAUUAAAGCUUAGUUGCAGCUCAAUUUCAAGGUUCCGUCAAUGUCACUGGUUCAAGCAUAUUCCUUCUUUUCUAUCCUGAAUUCUCUUCUUUCCAGCAUGUUCGAAAAAUUUCAAGGCUCCGGCAAAUGUCACUAGCUCAAGCAUGUUGUAUCUUUUUUUUCCUAUUUCAGUCUUCAAUACAUAGUUGCUAAAAAUAAAUCAAACCAAAAGAACACAAUAUCAUUCAGAAAUACGCCAAGGUUGGCAUAAGCAGCUCGAAAAAUUUGUUGAAGCUGGGAAGUAAGAGCUUAAAUUUAGAAAUUCAAUCAAUGGCAGAGGUGAUGGUGGCUGCAGGCCUGCAGUGGCAGCCUUUUCAAAUCACAAAUUUAUUUAUUUUUGGGGAUUCUAGAGUUAGGGUUUGAAUUGUUUGAUUUCAUUGACAUUAGAUUUUAUGCUUAAAUGAAUUAUUUUAGGGUUUCCAUGAAUUUAUUGUCCAUAUAUCUGACCAAUCAAAUAAUUAUGUAUAUAGUUGAAACUUGAAAAUGUCAGUUCCAAAUUUUCAAUUCCACUCAAUU